AUGUCAUUAUUGUUAGAGAUUUCCUCUUUAAAGAGAAAAAGAGAUAGUAAUAAUAAUCAUAAUAGUGAUUAUAAUGAUCAUCAAACAACAACAACAACAACAGUAUUCACUGAGAAACAAUCAAAUAAAGAUAGAUCAUUUAAUAAAUCUUUAAAAUUAAAAAGAAAGAAAUAUAAAAAUAGAUUAAAUAAAGAGAGUAACAAUAGCAAAUCUAAAAAAAAUAAUAAUAAUCAUACUAAAAAGAAAAGAUUACGAUGGAUAGCUAAAUCGAUUUUUGAUAGAUUCGGUAAAUCGGGUAUUGAAAAUCGUUGUCAUUACUUGAAAUCCAAUGGUAGAAGAUGUAGAACCUCUAUCAAUAUUAAAUCAGCCAGUAGUAAUGAUAUUGCAAAUGAUAGCAAUAACAAUAACAAUAACAACAACAGCUUGUUGUUAUGUAAAUAUCAUGACUCUACAACCAAAGAUAAACAUAGAUGUAGUGGUUUAACAAAGAAUUUAGAACAAUGUAAUCGAUUGAUAAAAAGAUCUUCAAACUAUUGUAAGGUUCACGAAAAGAUAUUUGUAGCUACCUCUACUACACCUUUGGCAAUCAAUUCGAAAAGUGAACAACAACAAAACCUAUUACUGUCACAACUACAUCAAAAGACACAACAACAGCGACAACAACAGCAACAACGUCAAAUAGAUGAUGAUCAAGAAAUACCUUUUGAUUUUUCAAAUAACAAUGAAAAAAGAUUGUUAAAAUUAAGACAAAAGAGAUUGGAAUCAAGUAAAAGAAAUAAUAUAAAGUUGAGUGGUAAUGGUAGUGGUAUUGUUAGCAAUAAUAAUAAUAAACAAAAUAAAAAGAGAAAAGAUAAGCAAAGAACAGAUAACAAUAAUUUGAUAAAGAAUAAAAGAAAAUUCAAUAAAGGUUAUUAUCAACAAAAGAAGAAGAAGGACAAUGCUGUAAAUGAUGACAAUGACAAAGAGAUUACAAAGAAACAAAAAGUAAUACAAGAUACACCAGCAACAGCAACAAUCACAACUACAUCAUCAACAUUAAUGGUGCUAACUAAUCUACAACAACCACCAGCAGUUGCGGUGAAUGGUAACAAAUUCUUUUUUGGAAAAGUUUCGAAUCUUCUUGAUGAUUUAGGUUGGACAACAGAUGAAAAUGAUGAUGAAUAA
This is a messenger RNA of Heterostelium album PN500, 1164 nucleotides long. RefSeq lists its product as uncharacterized. The transcript is spliced from 2 exons. NCBI's taxonomy places the organism in Eukaryota, Evosea, Eumycetozoa, Acytosteliales, Acytosteliaceae. Bases 1 to 1164 code for a protein of 387 amino acids. The record is from RefSeq and is a predicted model, not a curated record.